Molecule: messenger RNA, 1917 nt
Organism: Umbelopsis ramanniana AG
Lineage: Eukaryota; Fungi; Mucoromycota; Umbelopsidomycetes; Umbelopsidales; Umbelopsidaceae
Exons: 3
Coding region: 62-1432 (456 amino acids)
Source: RefSeq, a predicted model, not a curated record
AACUCCAUUUUUUUUAUAUUCUAUUUUAAUUUUAUCGCUGUCUAUCUUGUUGGCUUUCUUUAUGAACGAUCAGUUUCCAAGUUUUCAUGAGCAAUUGCAAAAUCUCACCCUUAACAUCGAUGACUACGAGAUGAAUACAGGUUCAGCGACACCAAGCUCAGCACGGCGUCCUUUGCCCAAUGAAAGGUGGAAGUCUAAUAAACCUACGGCAUCUGGUAAUGCUUGGAAAGUUAGUUCCAAAGCUCCGGGCAUGCCACAACCUGAUGGUUGGAAAAUGACCUCCAGCGUGAGUGAUAUCACAAAUCGUCAGUCGGUACCUAUGCCAGUCGCAACACCAUCUAUAAGUAGCCAGGAAGCCGAAGGCGGGUGGAAGAUGACUGGCCGGCCUUCUUACAGGCCAUCAUCAGCAUCUCCUACAACAGAAUCACAAUCUGGUGUUUAUUAUCCCCCCACGCCUAUCUUAGGCAUGCCAGAAGCUAAUCCUACACCUCGUAUGCCCCAUGACAAUCGACUCAAUUUUGACGAAUUACAGUCACGAAGACAAUCUGCCCCUCAGCCAUGGACAGAUUCUAGUAUUGCUACUCAUCCCGAAGACCAAGCUUGGCAUGAAUAUCAUCAGUAUGUCGCACACAAUUAUGCACAUCAAGACCCAUACACAUAUACUCCACAGAUAAGCAGUAUGCCAUCACCUGCGACGUUCAUGUCUCCUAAUGUCAGUCAUAUGAUCACUCCAUCUGCCACACCCAAACCUUUACCAGAGGAACCUCCUAUGCCGCCACCUCGAAAAUCCAUACCCGGAGGUUUUUUGAUGGCUGAAACAGGAUUUUCAACCACCCCAUCUCCCAUGCUACACUCGCACGAUCCCAUACCGUUUGAGUACCAUAAUCUUCAUCCAGGUCACUACAGACAUUCCAUUUCUACACCAGAUUUCCCAGCAUAUGGCACUGAGCCUUCACCACCUCUCAGCCAUCCUCCAUCCACGAGUCCAGCUGUCUCCAGUACGCCUUCCAGUGUUGAACAUGCACCGGCAGGUAAGAAAGAGAAGGGCAAGAAGGAGAAGGAUAGAGGAAAAGGGAAACCAGAACGCAAAGUGCGACAAAUCACUGUCCCUUCCAUCAACAAAGAGCACCGCGUCUGGAUCAACGUAGAUCCAACUGAAACUGGGCUGACGCUUGCGGAAAAGAUACAUAUCAUUGCCACGUUUAGAACUAGAAAAAUCUUGUCCAUUACAACGGCAUCUGGAAGACAGAUUCCCUUGGAUCAUCGACCAAUAUUUGGAAGUUGGGUGGACAUGGAAAAGUUUGUCGAUGGCGAGCCUUGGAAGGUCGAGUGGGGAGAGCUUGACAAAGGCGUCAUGGACAAAUUGUUUUCCAAAAUGGUUUCUGGAAAUCGCAAACCUCCUAAACGCGACGAGCGCUUGGACAGAAUUUAGGUCACUUGCGGUUCGUCAUAGAAGCAUACUUAGCUCUAACUCAUAUAAUUGCUACCAUAAGCUAGACAUUGUUAUGCCUUGUACAAUAUACCAUUUUUCGAAAAAUGUGCAGUAGCUUGAUAACAUAUUUCCAGCUGGCUGCUACAAACUUCACUUAUGUCUUGAAUAAGCAAGAUUGGCAGAGAGACUUUUAUAAGUAAUUAAAAAAAAGUAAUGAUAAUAAAUGUUAUUUUACACAGAUGACAAAGAAAAGUGGGGGUUAUGUUGUCAAAAUAUGAUAUGAAUAAGAUGCCUCUUACAACAGGCUUGGUUUUAAAUUACGGCUACUAAGGUAGGUAAAGAGAUAUUGGGUAACGCUACUAUUUGGUAAAUGGAUGCUAGAGAUACGAUUACUGUAGCACCGAAGACUGAUUACCAGACACUGCUUGUUCUUCAUCGACCUGAGUUGGGGUCUCAGAUCGAUUGAUGUUGGUCUUCUCAAGCAU